Molecule: messenger RNA, 1972 nt
Organism: Cyanistes caeruleus (blue tit)
Lineage: Eukaryota; Metazoa; Chordata; Aves; Passeriformes; Paridae
Gene: PKIB
Product: cAMP-dependent protein kinase inhibitor beta
Biological process (GO): negative regulation of protein kinase activity
Molecular function (GO): cAMP-dependent protein kinase inhibitor activity
Source: RefSeq, a predicted model, not a curated record
UGCCCUGCUGACGUACGUGGCACACAAGGUAUGUGUGGCUUCAAAUUGCUGCAGCCGUUCUGAUUUUUACAAGCACAGAGGUUUAUUCAGUGGCAAUUUGAUGUUCUGGUAGUUAGGUGAUGGCAGCUUAUUUUUGUGGAGACAGGAAUCUGGAGCUGCUGGUACAGCUUGAGCAGUGGCUUUGUUCUGUAUCUCAUGCUGGCCCCUCUUGAGGCCAUGCUGUGGGGCUGAAGGCAUACCUGAACCAUGAACAUUAAGGUACUUAGCAUUUUGGGAGGCAGAAUUGUGUAUAUUGUCAAGAACCCGUACUAAAUGACCCCCCUCUUGCAUGCUGAUUGUUUCUUCAUCCAAAUCAACUGACGGCUGAUCCAAAAUCAAGCAAUGUGGUUAUUCCCAGCUAGCUUUCUUGUCUCCUGUGAAACUCACCGUGUUUAGAUGCUGAAAUAUGAACUCUGUUUAAGACAUUUGCUGAAAAUGUGUUGGCAAAGUAGUAUUCAUCUUAGAGCAGUGUGAAAGCAGUUUUCUUGCCGCAGUUACGUGUUCUCUGUUUGGAUAGCAGAACAGCCACGGCUUGUUGCUUACACGGUGUCCAGGCAGCAGUUGCCACCUUUGGGGUGAACGUAACAGCACUGCUGGUGCAGAGAAAUUUGCCUCUCAUUAUGAGAGAUUGGAGAAUUCCUUUAAUGACACUGUUGUUAAGGAUUUAUUUUUGUACCCAAAGUGCCCUGAAUGAAAAGGCUGAAGUCCAGAAGUCUACUUGUAUGGCAUGCUCUCCUGUACGUGAAUUUGUAAUCUGUUCAUUUAUUUUAAUUGCAUGCAAGUUUAUCUUCCUUCUUGGUGGCAGUUCAGCUUUCCCUUGGUGUUUUGCUGUAGUCAGCUGAGAAGACAGACACUGAGAUCACUUUCCAGUUGUUUCUGGGUGUCUCUGGUAUUCAUCAGCCUCUUUGCUGUCCUAUGUUGCUAUGAGGAAAGGAGUCAGCAAUGACUGAUGUGGAGCCUGUGGUCACAGAUUUUGCAGCAUCAGGACGGGCAGGCCGCCGAAACGCCUUACCAGAUAUCCUGGGCUCUCCUGCUGGUGCUGGGACUUCAGAGUUGCCACACAAACUGGCUGAGCUCUCUGUUUCAGAAGAUGCAGGAGCAGAGGGUGGAGAAGUGUCAUCAUCCAAGGCCUUGCUGGAAAGUCAAGAGGCGGAAGGAAAACGCAAUGAUUCCUAACACCUAAGGACUUCUGGGUUAAUGAAUCCCAUCAACAGCCUUCCCAGUUUCCCUGUGUCACCCCUUCUGAAGUGUGGUAGCAACUUUAGCAGCACAGACAUGACUUUGCAAAACACUUGUACCUAGAUGAUUAUGCAGAUGGCAUACAGUUCUUUCUAAUGUCAUCCUUCAAAAGCAAUGUUCUGCAUAUCCAAACAGAAAGAGAGCUAAAGAAUGUAUCUCUUGUUUUCAGUUUUCUCUCUUGUUCUGGUUAUAGUGUUCUUCCUAACUAAUCUUAUUUAACAGUUCAUCUAAUUCAUGCUUUCAAAAUCAAAAUCCUGUUUCUAAUUUCCAAAACCAACUUACUUCUCUCUGACACAGAGGUUCACUCCCCACAAUGUGAUACUAAGUAUAUAUUAGAUUACAGACAUUAUCUGUAAUUUAUCUCCCGAGAUUUUUGUUCUCAUUAGACAUAUGUAGAUGGAUGUGAGAAAAAAAAAAAAUAAUUACAUAAAAUAAAAUUUUCUCCUACUCCUGUUGCCAGAAAGUUUUAUAGACUAUUUAAACAUCAGUGUUUGUUUUCUCUCCUGACCUCUAUUUGAUUAUGGCAGAUCAUCUCAGUUCUCCCACUCUUUGUAGUCUUCCCACUUUGGCCAUUCGUUUUCAUGCUGAAUAUUGUAGCUGUUCAUGUGUAUCUAACGUAAAGUAGGUAUGUUUGUAUCUGAUGAAAAUUGUUUAAUCUCACUGUGGAAAUUAAAUAUCUAUCAUCUUUUCUGUC